AUUGAACAUUCGUUUUGAUAAUUAUUACAUGGUCUAUUGAACAUUUAGCAAUGGAGGAAUAACAUGCACAAUGUGCAAAUAGAGCAUAAUUCUCUAUCCUGCCUAUUCAUCUGUCCUAUUUUUCUACCGUGUAUAAUGAACCAUGGUCGGUGAGGCGGCGAUUAACUCAUGGUGGGAGGCCUGAGACGUUCGCUGCGGCCCCCACCACUUUUCAAGCUGCGCGAAAGGCUCCUAGUCAUUCGGGAACUCAAGUAUAGAUUGUCAUUGAUUUAAUUAUCCUCUAUAUUUAAUGUAUUAGGUCCGUACAUAGAUUUCUCAACAGCGUUCCCUUAUGGAUCCUUCACAUUACAGUAACGUAACGUACCGUAAGAAAAAUCAUAUUUGGUUUCCGGCAAAAUUUUGGAUUUGAAAGAUGCCUUCGCCGUAAGAAGCAGUACCAUAGCAGAACGUUGAAAGAAUAGGGAAACCUUAAACCAAAGAAGAGCCUUAAAGGGAUCUGGCGACUUCUUCCACAAACCAACGCUAAAGUAUGGGUCCCCCAUUCGCUGUGCAGCUUCGAAUAGCUGCUAGACUUUUUUACUGCCGACACUAUAACAUUCAGGUCAAUUCGUACGUAACUUUGAAACAUCAUGAGCCGGGAUGUUUUCCCAUUAGAGUCACCGUAAAAUAUCUCAGAUACAGCAAUACAUACUGAUGUUUAACAAUUUUAUUUGAUAACUAACUAUUACAGUUAGCGACAAUGAUUCGCUGACAGUUAAAAGCCUUUUGUGGUCCCCGUGCUUGGGUUUCCCUAUACCUUCAACUUUCUGCUAUGAUACUGUUUCUUAUGACGGAGGCAUCUUCCGAGCUCAAAAUUUCGCCAGAAACUACGUUAGAUUUUUCUUACGGUACGUUACGUUACAGUAAUAUGAAAGGUCCACUAAUCGACUUCUUAACACACAUACAGCUGACACAUGCGACGCCGGAACGCUACUUUGCCCUCUCACAUCCCACAUUUGUACCACCUAUUCUAACGAAACAGAUUGAAAAAUAUUAACUGUGCUUUAAGCUACUCGAUAUAAACUAAUGAUUUGAUUAAAAUUUAUAGAUUAUUCCAAUUGAUAUACCGGAUGUGCAUCAAACAUGUCUCAACAUAAAAUUUUAUCGACAUCUUGACAAGGCGUAUACAGACAGUUAAUGACAACUCUCGCUGAGGGGAAUCUAAAUGCAGGGAAAGAAUUUUUGCCAAAUCAUAGGCCAUAUUUGAUACAGAAUUAGAAACUAGGAUAUUGCUUGGUAUGUCAUGCUCUUAUAAAGAAACGUAUAGAGACUGUUAAGCUACUUUUAAUAAACCUCAUGAAAAUCUAUAGACGAGAACGAUUAUCUAUCGAAGAAGUACUUCUCUUUGCUUGCAGAAGAGGUAACACACAAAUUAUUCUUGCAUACCAAGUAUUUACAUAGCUUGUAUUUCUAAGUGUUUACGUAGAUGCUUCAGACAAAUUCGGUCGCAUUGCCCUUCAAAAUGCAGUCAUGAAGAACGACUUAAAAAUCAUUCAGUUAUAACACGUACGGAGCUAGCGUUGAUGCUAAAUACAACGACGGUUAUAGCGCGAUUCACGUUCGAUUAUGGAAGAUAAUCAGAAAAUAGUCAAACUGCUCGUAGAAGACAAUGUUAACGUCGAUACACUGGACAAGAAUGAGCAGAACGUUGCACCCCUUGUCGAUAGAGAUAAAGAGUAUUCCAUUGCUGCGGAUGAGAUCUUAGAAUUAGAAUAUUUUCGUAACAAGAACAAGGAAGACAAUCUUAAAAAUGCUGUAUGUGGAAGCAGAAGAAAAUGUAAAUAUAUCGUUGAUUCCUUUUUGAAAUAUGGAUUCAUUCUUAGUCCGCAGGAUGCGAACGACUAUCAAUUAUUAAGCUACGCUGUUGAAAAAGGGUUCUUGAAGGUUGUCGAGGCGUUAUUGAAACUCGGUGCUGACGUUAAUCAGCUGUACGAAAGCGGAAAAUUUAAUAAAAGACUGACACUUUUACAUAUUGCUGCAUGGACCAAGCAGAAAGAGAUGGCAAGAUUAUUAAUAAAUUACAAAGCUGAUGUAAAUGCGAAAGAUGGUACUGACUAUGUUCCCAUGCAUUACGUUGUUCGAAAUGACGAUUUGAAAAUGUCGCGAUUACUUCUGAGUAACAAUGCCGAGAUAAAAGAUGAGCCUAUAUUGUUGUGCAUCGCCAUUGUAAACAAAUGCAAACCAGUUAUAGAACUUCUUUUACAAUACGGUAUCGAUAUUAAUUGUAAAGACCAAUUUGGAAUGACAGCUUUACAUACAUGUGUUUAUUAUUGUGCAAAUUACGAAAUCCCUAAGCUUAUGCUCAACGAACAUGCUGAAAUUGAUUCAAAAACUAAUACUGAUGUAACGAUGCUUGAUGAAGGCGUUCGUGAAAGCAACAUAGGUAUCGUCGAUAUUCUGUUGAAAUAUAAUGCGGAUGUUAAUUGCGCAGAUGGAAACGGUGCAACACCGCUUCAUUACUCUGCGAAGAAUGGGACAAUGGAAAUUUGUAAACUACUCGUGAAGAAAAGUGCUAAUGUGGACACGAAACAAAACGAUGGAUCAACGCCGCUUCAUCUUGCUGCUAGGGAAGGUCACAUGGACAUUAUCGAGGUUCUGUUGAAUGCGGGUGCCGACAUCAAUUGUACAGAUCUAAAUGGUCAUACCUCGCUUCAUGAAUGUGCUAGUCUUCGACGCAUAGACGUCGCGAAAUUUCUUUUGGAUCAUAAUGCGGAUAUUAAUUCGAAGAGUGUACAGGGUGACACACCGCUUCAUUUAUCUGCGAUCAACUAUAACGACGACAUGUGCAAGUUACUCAUAUCGAAUGGUGCCGAUGUAAGCAGCCAGGGAAACGAUGGAUCAACGCCGCUUCAUCGUGCUGUUAAAAAAGGUGUCGUAAGUAUCAUCGAGAUUCUGGUGAACUUUGGUGCUGAUGUCCAUUGCAGAGAUCAAUGUGGCAAUACCGCGCUUCACCUUGCUUCAAAAAGAGGAGAAUACGAUGCCGUUUUGACUCUAAUAAGACACGGUUCUGAUAUUAACAUUCUUAACAAACAAAAUUAUACACCGUUACAUUUCGCUCUAUUUCUCAAUAAUAAAACAAUUACCAUCUUUGUAGAACACAUAAUAAAAAUGAUGACCGCUAACUUAUACCUAAAUCCUGUAAUUAUGUCUGCAUUUAAUACUAUCUAUAAUCCAGAUACGAUACAGUUCGAGGAGAAAUGUAAGGAAGAGUUGGAGAGAAUGACAAAAGCGAAAAUUAUAAACAACAUUUCUCUUCGUGAUAUUCUAACUAAGAACAGAAGUCAGUUACUGCAGUAUGUGAGGAACAAAGACAUCAUGCAGUAUUUAAAACUAAAUAAUUACGCAGUAAAGUUUCCCCUUUAUGCUAGUAUCAUAAACAAUCGAUUCAUAUCUGGUGUUGAAAGAAUAAAGUUAUUAGAUGAGGGCGUUCGAGUAUCCCACGAUUUCUUCCGUGCUUUUUUGGUUAAUAGGGCCUUACCUUAUAUUUGUAUCGAACAUAUAUUUGGCUACCUAAGUAAUCAUGAUCUAAAGAUUCUGAUAGACGUUUGUACAUAUGUUAAUUAGAGUUAAGAAAUCUGAAACUUUGGAAUACUUAACUAAUGAUCCUAAUAAAUAGUUAUUCUCUACUUUG
Molecule: messenger RNA, 3670 nt
Organism: Ceratina calcarata
Lineage: Eukaryota; Metazoa; Arthropoda; Insecta; Hymenoptera; Apidae
Product: putative ankyrin repeat protein RF_0381
Exons: 2
Coding region: 1606-3603 (665 amino acids)
Molecular function (GO): protein binding
Source: RefSeq, a predicted model, not a curated record